Messenger RNA from Striga asiatica, 1623 nucleotides. The record is from the annotation of a GenBank genome assembly. Lineage: Eukaryota; Viridiplantae; Streptophyta; Magnoliopsida; Lamiales; Orobanchaceae.
CCUUUUCAUUCACCUCUGCAUUUCCUUUUCUUCCUUCUCAACAAAUACUCGUACUGAUGAAGUUACAGUAGAGAAACAAACAAAAACAUAUAAAUAAAAAUUAUAUCAAUCAAAUUCAGCCUAUUUUGUGAUCUGUCUACGUUUAAUCAUGGCGGUUGAGUUAUUGGGCUACACAAAUCUCAAGGAGCAGAUGGCCAUUCAGGAAGCCACCUCAGCCGGGUUGAAAUCCAUGGAGCAUUUGAUUCGAACAGUUUCUCAUCAACAGCAGCAGCAGAUGUGCCAGAGCCAGCAGCUCGACUGCCGGGAAAUCACUGAUUUCACCGUCUCCAAGUUUAGGAAGGUGAUUUCCAUCCUGAACCGGUCCGGACACGCUCGGUUCCGCCGGGCUCCGGUGCAGCCUCAGCCGGAUACCGCUGCCUUCAACCCGGUUCAGCACCACAAGCUGCCUUCAGUCUCGGCUCAACCUCCGACGAUUCCGACUUCUGGAGUUUACCAGCCUCAGCCUCAGCCUCUGAACAUCUUCUCUCUUUCCCCAGCUCCGUCCGUCGCUGAAGCGCAGGCGCAGGCGCCGGCAGCAGCUCCGUCUCUGACACUUGAUUUCACCAAGCCGGGUGCUGUUUUCGGUAAGGAUGGGGGCGAGAAGAUGGGUAAAGAGGGGUUCAGUUUAUCGGCGGCGUUAUCGACCUCCGGGAACUCGUCUUCGACCUUUUUGUCCUCCAUUACGGGGGAAGGAAGCGUUUCCAACGGAAAAGGUGGUCCGUCGUCGAUGUUUCUUGCGCCGGCGAUCUCCGCCGGAAAACCGCCGCUCUCCGGCAAAAGGUGUCUGGAGCACGGGCAUUCCGAUAGCAUGUCCGGGAAAACCUCUGGCUAUACCCGGUGUCACUGCAAAAAGAGGAAAUCCAGGGUGAAGAGGACUAUCAGAGUUCCGGCGAUAAGCUCGAAGGUCGCCGAUAUCCCGGCGGACGAGUACUCGUGGAGAAAAUACGGUCAGAAGCCAAUCAAGGGCUCGCCAUACCCACGGGGUUACUACAAGUGCAGUACGGUGAGGGGUUGCCCGGCUAGGAAGCACGUGGAGAGGGCAACCGAUGAUCCAACGAUGCUGAUAGUGACGUACGAGGGGGAGCACAGGCACACGCAGGGCGCGAUGCAGGAGAUCCCUGCCGCACCAGGCGCAACACCGGCCCAGUUAGUGGUGUUCGAGUCAUCAUGAGUUGACAGAGGUCUCUUUUUGUAAUUUCGAGGGAGAUGGAGGGGUUGUUUUGGGAGAGAGAAAUUGAGUAGGGUGGAGCCAUUUUUAGAAAUUUUAGAAAAUUUGGGGGUGGGUUUGUAAAUUUGGUAGGAGUAGAGCCUAGAUUCUGCAAAGGGAAAAGAAAAAUAUAUGUUUGAACUUUGAGUAAUGUUGUUGCUUUCUUUUAAUUUAUCCGAUGACUUUUUUUAUUUUUUACCUUUAUUAUCUGUUAGCUUUGGAUCCUCAUGUUUGAAAUCCGAGCCGGGUUGUCUUUUUUUGUUUGAUUGUUUUUGGCAGGAAUAGAAUAUAAGAAUUGAAUUGUUAGUGGGAAAAGAAGGAAUUAAAGAAAGUUUGGUUUGAAAAAGUCAAAAAGGUUGUGAAAUUAAAAAAUGAAA